AUGCAGUGUAUGCCAUUCAAGUUGGUUUCCCCGAAUACUAAAGCUUUCUCGAGGGCAUAUGACCGCCACAAGAGCAGGUUAUCGUCCAAGCAACGUGUUCUCAAUGUCCUCUUGGUCGUUGGUGAUUGUAUGCUAGUCGGUUUUACAGAGGCUGCAAAGGUUCUAUUUGCUGUUGUCAUGCUACUGUUGCAGGCUAGGAAUCAGAAAGUUGGGGAGAAGCCUCUUCUCUCAAUUUCAACAUUCGUGCAGGCGGCUAGGAACAAUGUGCUUCUUGCUGUUCCAGCAUUUCUUUAUGCUAUUAAUAACUAUUUAAAGUUCACCAUGCAGCUAUAUUUCAAUCCUGCAACCGUGAAGAUGCUCAGCAAUUUGAAGGUGUUGGUGAUUGCUGUUUUAUUGAAAAUGAUAAUGAAACGCCGAUUUUCAAUAAUUCAGUGGGAAGCCCUUGCUUUGUUGCUCAUCGGGAUUAGCGUAAAUCAGUUGCGAUCUUUACCAGAGGGUUCCACUGCUUUAGGUCUUCCAGUUUCAACAGGCGCAUAUGUAUACACAUUGAUCUUUGUAACAGUUCCAUCCUUGGCCUCUGUUUACAAUGAGUAUGCUCUGAAGAGCCAAUAUGACACUAGUAUAUACCUCCAGAACUUAUUUUUAUAUGGAUAUGGUGCUAUAUUCAACUUUCUAGGAAUAUUGGUAAUGGCCAUUGUCAAAGGCCCAAGUAGCUUUGAUAUCCUUCACGGUCAUUCAAGAGCUACAAUGUUUCUGAUAGCUAACAAUGCAGCACAAGGAAUUCUGUCCUCUUUUUUCUUCAAAUAUGCAGAUACAAUUCUAAAGAAGUACUCGUCCACAGUGGCCACUAUCUUCACAGGCAUAGCAUCUGCUUUGCUGUUUGGUCAUAAAUUGACUAUGAACUUUGUUUUAGGAAUUUCUAUUGUCUUCAUCUCGAUGCACCAGUUCUUUUCUCCCAUUUCGAAAGUCAAAGAAGAGGAACAAAAUGGGAAGCUAGAAAUGAUAGAUGUCGAUGAUAAACACAGGUCAAAGGAUUCCUUUAUCAAUAUGGCAGCAGGGGCAAAUGAAGAGGCUAGUCACCGAGUGGGACCUGAUGAAAGACAGCCGCUUUUAACCCACCUAAAGUUAAUUGGAGGUUUCCCUAAGUUGUGUAAAGAAAUUUAUAUAAACGAAUUCGGAGUAUACAUGCCUUUGAGUGAUCCCAGUUUUUUGGCUGCAGAAGAUUUGGAUAGAGAGAUAAGCAACAUGUCCACAGUGAUGUAG
This is a messenger RNA of Prunus armeniaca (apricot), 1263 nucleotides long. Lineage: Eukaryota; Viridiplantae; Streptophyta; Magnoliopsida; Rosales; Rosaceae. The record is from the annotation of a GenBank genome assembly.